AUGCUAACAAGGUUCAACAAGAGGCACUGGUUAAACGACAUUGCAACGCAUCGAUAUUCAGAUGAGCAGAAUAGCGAGAACUAUUCUGCAUUUGGAAGCUUCCGAGACAACUACGAUGAUGAUAACAGCGAGGAUGAGAAACCUUUGUCACGAAGAUUUAAGUCUACUCGUGAGAAUUUAAGACGUGGACAGCCUGUUAGACAAUCCACUACACAAUCAAAGCGUGCACCCCAACCAAAGCCCACAAAACCUACAGAACUCAGUCCGCUUUCCUCUGACCAAGCUUACGUAUCCAGCACGACUCAGAACACGUCCUCUAAAUGUUUCCCCACAGUCGCUUACACGUUCAAGAUCACCCUCACUAAUGGCAAUCGAAUCACUACCAUCACUCUACUUACGAUUAUGAUAAUCCGCCUACCUGGAAUAGAUAUAAAUCUCAAAGCAAAAGCUUUACGUUGUCGGGCGAUCUCAUACGAAGCAAUGGAAAAAUACACCCAAGCUCGUGAUGAUUAUGAAGAACUAAUUACGACCAACAUGAAAAACGUGUGGGAAACAGACAGGCUGCGGGCAACAACGCAAAUGCCAAAAACAGCAGAAACGAACGACAGACAUGCAAAUGCCAUGCACAACAGCGAAAAUGCCAAAUCUCUAGGAAUAUCCUUUCUGGUGAUGCUGCUUCUUAUUUCAACACUUCUCUUUCCUAUGUCACCGCCAUUGUCUCCUCCGACGUCAGAGACUGCAUUAUCGAAUGAAUGA
Molecule: messenger RNA, 756 nt
Organism: Paraglomus brasilianum
Lineage: Eukaryota; Fungi; Glomeromycota; Glomeromycetes; Paraglomerales; Paraglomeraceae
Source: the annotation of a GenBank genome assembly